This is a messenger RNA of Diutina rugosa, 1092 nucleotides long. RefSeq names its product protein phosphatase regulator (gene SHP1). Bases 1 to 1092 code for a protein of 363 amino acids. Gene Ontology annotation, molecular function: ubiquitin binding. The record is from RefSeq and is a predicted model, not a curated record. Gene Ontology annotation, cellular component: nucleus; cytosol. NCBI's taxonomy places the organism in Eukaryota, Fungi, Ascomycota, Pichiomycetes, Serinales, Debaryomycetaceae. The transcript has a single exon. Gene Ontology annotation, biological process: Golgi organization; membrane fusion; proteasome-mediated ubiquitin-dependent protein catabolic process.
AUGCUGGACGCCCACGCAGUUGCCGAGUUUGUUGGGCUCACCGGGGCCUCGUCCGACUUGGCGGCCCAGUACUUGCGGCGCAACCACAACGACGUGCGGGCGGCCGUCGACGACUACUACGCCACCCAACCGUCGACUACGCCGCCGCCUGCUACUGCGGCUACCAGUCGGUCCGGCGGCGGCGGGGUCCGUACGUUAAGAGAUUUCGACUCUGGUACAUCUAGAGGAGAUGACGACGAGCGGAAUAACCUAUUUACCGGUGGCGAAAAGCUGGGGUUGGCGGUGGAAGGGCCCGACCGCGGUGGCAACAACCACAACGACCAGAGCUUGAUUGACCAGAUCUUCCGCCGAGCACAGGAACAGAUGGGCGAGGCCGACGACCGCCCCAGUGCCCAGCAACCGCAGCUGCUGUCGCGGGCUCAGUUUGUUGGCACUGGGUUCAAAUUGGGAGAUGGCACCGAGCCCAGCGAGCUGGUGGCGGGAGACCGGGUCGAGCGCCCGGCGAAAGUGACGCGGGAAAUCACUUUCUGGCGUCAAGGGUUUACCGUCGGCGACGGGCCAUUACACCGCUACGAUGACCCGGCCAAUGAAGCGGUACUCCGUGAAUUAAACCAGGGCCGGGUGCCGGUGCUGCUUCUUGACGUUGAGUUUGGCCAGGACGUCGAUGUCCAAGUGUAUAAGAAGACUGAAGAGGACUAUGUGCCUCCCAGACGUCGUCCCGGUGGAUACCACGGCCAGGGCCACCGUUUGGGGUCUCCCGUCCCCGGUGAAGUCAUUGGUGUCGAAGAACCAGCUCCCACUGACGCUACCUCUUCUUCUGAGGCGGCCACUGCUCCUGCUGAUCCCGAGCCUCUGGGGGAUACUCCCGUCCAGAUCCGGUUCGCCAACGGUAAGAAAUUGCUGCACCGCUUCGACAGCUCCCAGCCCGUGAGCGACGUGUACCAGUUCGUCGCCUCUCACGCGUACAACGAUGCCGCGGGGCGUGAGUUCACCCUCAACCACGCCUUCCCCGUCAAGGUGAUCGACGCCGACGGCACCGUGGGCGACGCCGGGUUGAAGAACGCCGUCAUCGUCCAGAGAUGGAAGCAGUAG